CGGAAUGACGUACGCAUGCGAGAGGUGGUGCAUGGGGCGCGUGUCAGUCGUCGGAGAGUGAGUCCAGCGGUAAGGUAAGAUCAAGAGCGACUGUGAGUGCGUUUAGAAGCGCGUGCGAGUGAUUUACCAUCGACACCGUCACUCCAACGGGGGCACAAGCACCUUUUACCAACGUCCAGAAGGCACAGCGCGACUCGUGGGGCCCCAAAUGGUUGAUUCCGAGAAUGUCUCAGCAUCGAGCGGUUCCGGCGCAGAUGGCGUCCAACCGGCAACAGCUCCAUCUACGGCACCCGCCGCAAAUGCCGGUGCUCAAAAGCAAACCAAGGAAGUUGUCGCCUUGAAGGUGACGGGCUUGGUGAAGUGGUUCAAUGUGAAAAGCGGCUAUGGGUUUAUAAACCGCAAUGACACCAAAGAGGACGUCUUCGUGCACCAAUCCGCCAUCAUACGGAAUAAUCCGAAGAAAGCUGUACGAAGCGUCGGGGAUGGAGAGCUCGUGGAAUUUGACGUGGUAGUAGGUGACAAGGGUAACGAGGCGGCCAAUGUAACAGGACCCGAAGGGAAGCCCGUCCGUGGGAGUCCCUAUGCUGCCGAUAAGCGUAGACCCUACCGUCUCUGGUAUCAACGUAACCGAACCAGACAAGACGGUGAGUCCACUGGAGACUUCUUCGGUGGUCGUGGUGCAAAGAAGGACGCGCCCGAAGGAUCCGAAGAGAGCGAUGGUGCUGAGCCGCAGCAACAACAACAGCGGCCAAUGCGACGUUUCCGUGGCCGUGGAGGACGUGGCGGUCACUAUGGUGGCGGCGGCGGUGGUUUCUACGGUGGCGGUGGACGUAUGAGACGAGAGGCACCCGAGGAGGGGCAGGGUGACCAGGAGGAGGGAGGUGGUCCCCCGAGAGGCCGUGGUAGGGGCACAGGGGCCCCACGGCGACUCUACCGACGCAGCUUCCGCGGUGGCAUGCGUGGUGGUGGAGCCCCACGCAGGCAGGCCCCGCGCGAUGGUGGUGGCCAGGAACAGGAGGCAGCACCCAAAGGGAAUGGUGCAGCCCCGAAACGCCGUGGUCGUGGCAAAUGGCGGCCAAGUGGCCAACAACGGAAAGGUACGAGAACGGCGGCGGGUGGCGGCGCGGCCGAGAACAAUGAGACGACCCUGGAGCCGCCGGGCGAGAGCACCGCCUAAAAGCCAAAAUUUCUUUCUUUUUUUUGUUUUUUCAAACACUCCCGCCCCCUUUCCUCACUUCACUUUACCAUCCAAUCUGUUCACUUCAGGCGUGUUGCUGUUGCUUCAUUAAUUUUCACAAAACAAUUUUGGCUUGCUUAAAAAUACGUUUCCAUUGUCCGUCUGCUGCCGCUGCUCGUCUCAUCUUUUUUUUUACAACAAAAUAAAAAAAUAUUCAUCCCAGUAAAAAAAAAUGAAGAAGCUAAAUUUUCACGUGAAGAAUUCUUAAAGAAUUGUUUUUAAAAUUGAAGGAAAAAAAAUGAAUUUUGGACGUUAUUUUGUGGAAGAAAAAUUUAGCAUUUUCAUUAAAUAAAAAAAAAAGCUUUUCCUGCCAUUUGAUUUCCUUUGCAUUUAGAAUUUUUUCUUCAUUCCCCUUUUCCGCCCAUCAUAAAAUGCACAUUGAUAACAAAAUUGAUUUGUAGACAUGGACGCGUAGAUGCUGAGAGAGAGAGGGAGAGAAAGAGAGAUUUAGGAUAAGAGAACUUGAAGUGAACACAGAGAGGAGAAAAAAUCCACAACUACACAUCACCAUCUCUCACAAAAAAUAAUGAUCUUUAAGAAAAAGAAAAAAAAGAAUAGAAGCAUCAUUUUCUUUUUUUUUUAAUCGGCAAACUCAUCUCCAUUUUAUGCGCAUACCGGCCGCCGUGUGCGUGAAAUAAAUAAAUAAAAAAAACACCCAGUUUCUCACAUUUAUCACGAAUGAAAAUAAAAAAAAAUGAAAUCAUCAUAAAAUGAAGAAUUAUAAAAUACAUGAAGAAAUAAUAAUAAAAUAAACAAAAAAAGCAGAAAAAUGCAUUAAAAACAAGGACGUACUACAUAGGAAAGAAUUAAUAUGUUGGAUAUAUAGGAAGAAACACCCACACAGGAUUUUUAGAUGGAUAAAAUCGCAGAUAUUUAAUGAAAAAAAAAUUGUAGAAUUGAAUGGAAUAAUUGAGAAGAAAUUAAAUAAAAUGAUGCAUUUUCAAAGUUUUGAGCUGAA
Messenger RNA from Lutzomyia longipalpis, 2195 nucleotides. RefSeq names its product Y-box factor homolog (gene yps). Gene Ontology annotation, biological process: regulation of gene expression. Gene Ontology annotation, cellular component: nucleus. Bases 209 to 1177 code for a protein of 322 amino acids. Gene Ontology annotation, molecular function: nucleic acid binding. Lineage: Eukaryota; Metazoa; Arthropoda; Insecta; Diptera; Psychodidae. The transcript is spliced from 4 exons. The record is from RefSeq and is a predicted model, not a curated record.